Magallana angulata is the source of this 2048-nucleotide messenger RNA. RefSeq lists its product as uncharacterized. Lineage: Eukaryota; Metazoa; Mollusca; Bivalvia; Ostreida; Ostreidae. Gene Ontology annotation, cellular component: extracellular region. The record is from RefSeq and is a predicted model, not a curated record. Gene Ontology annotation, molecular function: peptidase inhibitor activity. The transcript is spliced from 3 exons. Bases 205 to 1797 code for a protein of 530 amino acids.
AUUUCUCUCGUCAUGGCUCUGAUGACAUCGCAUAUUAGGAGAGAAUCAGUUUUGACACAAAGUGAGGAAAAUUGAAUUUGUAUUCCCGAUUUUCUGAAUACGGAUCCUAGUUCUACACCUUGUGAAACAACACUUGCAAAUAUCCUCUCACCUUGUAACGGCAACCUUGCAAAUAUUCCCCGUGCAUCUAACUACAAAAUCAGGAUGGGACACUUUGGAAAUUUGGUCUUUCUCUUCUCUGUGAUAUCAGGGGUAAGGACACUAGUUCCAGUGAACAAACCCGGGAAAUGCCCCGUACCUACAUAUUAUAACGCCGGAGGAGACUGUCAGCAGGAUUCUGAGUGCGCAGGCUCAAUGAAGUGCUGCCCCCACACCCUGGCGGGCUUCGCGUGCAUGGAGCCGGACUCGUCGACGGAUGUCGCUGGCGGUCGUCCGGGAGACUGCCCCGUCAUCAUGGACUCCAAGACAGGGAUUGGGUGUGAGAGAGACAUGGACUGCAUGGAGCCCCAGAUUUGCUGUGACUAUGGACAAGCUUCGAUAUGUGUUUACCCCACCGUGGUAGAUACUCUCCCAAAGUACAAGGAACCGGUUCUGAAACCCGGAUUAGAUGGUUUAGGACAUCGGUUGGCAGCCACUAAUCGUUGGUUGAUACAGCAGUUGAAAUCAAAGGCGAGGAAGAUUAAAAUAGAACCAAAAAAAUCAAACAAACUUAACCCUCGAAUCCAGAAGCUUUUGUCAAAAAUAUCCUCAAAGAAGUCUGAGCAGCAUAAGAUCUUCCAGAAACUGACGAAUUUUAUCAACUGGUUUCUAUCCCAAAAACCCAAACCUUUAGCCUUGACACCAAAAAAGAUUAAAAAUCUAGAAAUCCUGAGAAGCACAUCGGCCAAGCCUCGCGACAUUACAACAGCCCCGACAGUGUCUAAGCAACCUGGUGGGGUCCCUAUUGUUCCUUCAUCUAAAAUAACCAAUCCAAAGAAGGUGAAAAAGACACUAGGAAAAGGUCUUGAAGUCAACAAUAGCCCCAGUUCUAUACUUAUUUCAAUGAAUGUGCUUCCAGAAACUUUAAGCACAGUUAGCCCAAAAUCAGUUAUUCCGGAAAUUCCAGUUAUAGGCGUAACGGAGGCACCAAUUUUACCUCCAUUAAGCGAACCUGAAGCUUUUCCUGAUAUAAGUAUGCUUUUCCCGGAACCGGAAAUUCUUGUCCCGGAACCGGAACUACCAACAUUACCGACCACGACAGUACCAGUAUUAAGUAGUUCGUCGACGUUAAACUUCAUUAGUACUACCUCUUCGUCCCCCAUGAGUCAAGCUUCUACUGAAUCCCCCCGUCCAGAGAGCGACGUGGCUGACUCAAGUCUACCAGAGGGCCUCUCCCUGCCCGAAUUUAAACCAAUCUGGCACAUUAUUGAUCCAAUGUCCAAACAAAAAAUACCACUAGGGAAACUUCCUAUAGUUGACGCUAUUUCCCCCGCAGAGAGAAUGUACGAAAACGAGUACGGUCCACCAGAAGAUCCCAGUGACGCUUCACAGACGUCGUUCGACAAUCACUUCGUAAGCUACCUCCAAAAAACAAUGGUACCCCCAGAGUCCAACAGUAUCUACCCACUGAACUCUCUGUUAUACCCGGAAGUGGAAGUGUUCAAACCGGAAAAGCAGGGUUCAUGUCCGGCGAACCUGAUGUAUCGCCAAUGUGAAACAAAUUGCACGACCGACGAUGACUGUCCAGGGGUAGACAAAUGCUGUGACAUGGGGUGUGGGAAUGUGUGUGUAACCCCGAAAGAGAAGAAAAUCUAUUAAUAAGUUCUUAAGGACUAGAUAUUGUUCUAGAAGAAAACGUGCCUCAUAAUUAUUAAGCGAAACAUGACGCUUCUCUUGUUUAUAAAGCCUCAGGUGUGUAAAAAUCUCAGAAACUCAGUCGUUGUUACAAGGAGAAAAAAGGACAAUUCAUUAAAGAAUUGAUAAUCAUAGAAGAUUAGUAUUAACACUGUUUCAGUGAUCAGGGCAGCUUUGCAUGCUCAUAUUUUGUGACAAAUCAAAAUAUCGCCCAA